GGCAAGCACAUUGUCACAUGCAGAGCUUACCAGCUUGUCUCGUUGUAAAACCGGCGCCUGACCAUGUCUUGCACUGAACAAAAGUUAAUAAUAUUUCUAGGAAGUUGCUUCAAACUUUUGGGCAAUAGCCCACUUCAAUACUGCUACAGCUUGUAUAUAUGCCUCUUCCCUGACCUCAUUCCAAGCGCUUUGGUAGGUCUACUGGCUCAGCUCGCAUAUCUACUUGUCUCUUCUCGCGCAAAGCUGUGCCAUUCUUCACAUUAUCCCCUGCGCAGCAGAGCCCAGCCAAUCUUGGCGAGAGGCAGUAGACAUUGGCUGCUUUUUUUUCAAAAGGAUUGCACUUUGUGAGAGAUGGGGAGGAAGCUAGGUUUUGAGAAGGUCCUCGACUGCUUCUCCCUCGCUCUCUGCACGAACGCCUGCGUCUGCAUACAUUCGGUGGAAGACGACGAGGAGGAGGCCAUCGAGAGGGAGGCGCUGGUGAGCUCUCAGCUGGAAGAGCUUGUGAAGCUCAAGGAUCUCGUCGGCGGAGCCAAGACUCUCGCUUUCCAUCUAGAGCCAAAGACCGUGGAGCUCAGGGUGUCCAUGCACUGCUACGGAUGCGCCAAGAAAGUUCAGAAGCAUAUAUCCAAGAUGGACGGUGUUACGUCGUUUGAGGUAGAUCUAGAGAGUAAGAAGGUGGUGGUGAUAGGGGAUAUCACGCCGUAUGAGGUGCUGGCGAGCGUCUCCAAGGUGAUGAAGUUUGCAGAGCUGUGGGUGGCCCCCAACUCCCAAGGUUGCUAGCUAAGCUAGUAGUAGAAUGAUAGAUCGGCGGGGAUAAUACAUAUAUGUGAGAUCUCGUCGCGUCAAGUAUUCAAGUGUAUGGUACGCCAUGGGGUCGUGCCUUCUCGUCCGUCUCGGUCUUGAACGCAUCGCGUGCACAUAUACAGAAGCACCGUCAGGAUUGAUCAGGAAAUGUAACUAGGGAAGAAGCGCCAUUUUCAGUGCAUGUGUUUUCCCUGCAUCGGUCGGUUAAAUUGGUCCUCAACUACUCAUCCA
Messenger RNA from Oryza sativa Japonica Group (Japanese rice), 1035 nucleotides. Its product is annotated as protein SODIUM POTASSIUM ROOT DEFECTIVE 2. Gene Ontology annotation, molecular function: metal ion binding. The record is from RefSeq and is a predicted model, not a curated record. NCBI's taxonomy places the organism in Eukaryota, Viridiplantae, Streptophyta, Magnoliopsida, Poales, Poaceae.